This is a messenger RNA of Oncorhynchus masou masou (cherry salmon), 2416 nucleotides long. Its product is annotated as sex-determining transformer protein 1-like. Gene Ontology annotation, biological process: regulation of transcription by RNA polymerase II. The record is from RefSeq and is a predicted model, not a curated record. Gene Ontology annotation, cellular component: transcription regulator complex; chromatin; PcG protein complex. Gene Ontology annotation, molecular function: RNA polymerase II cis-regulatory region sequence-specific DNA binding; DNA-binding transcription factor activity, RNA polymerase II-specific. The transcript is spliced from 6 exons. The coding region runs from base 322 to 2001 and encodes 559 amino acids. NCBI's taxonomy places the organism in Eukaryota, Metazoa, Chordata, Actinopteri, Salmoniformes, Salmonidae.
AUAGGAGAUUUGAUGUAUAACGUAAUAAGCAGUACCGUAUUUCAAAAACAGCGCGCAUAACUUUUUCAAUUAACCACACCCUUUGCACUAUGACUCCAACCCAUAAGAUCCUUUUACUUCAGUGUAAACGGAAGUGAACAGUGACCAAGAACAUUUUCCACGAAAGCGUUUUUGUUGUUAUUUAGACGCUUAUUACCAACCUGGAACUCAAAAUAUGACUAAUUUAACUGCAUAUCAUUACAUUAGUUACCUCAGUGUCUAAUUCGCGUUGGAGACAGGACUUGGUUGAUAGCUAGCAAGCGUUACCUAAAACUGCUAACAAUGGCUAACUGUAUGAUUUUUCACACUCAAAUCGCCUCCAUUAUGGAGGUACUAGCAAAUGCAGCCGUGGCUGAUAUCUGUAAACUCGUAGACGACGACUAUGCAGUGUUUCGUUUGGAAAUAACUCAAAGCCAAAAAGAAAACAGGGGAUUGCGGAGGAAACUACAGCUACUGGAACUGAAGAUGGCGCGGGAGCGCGUCCUCGCUAGUCGUCACAGUAGUGUCAAGAUCCUCGACCGAUACAGAGGGAUGGCAAGAGAUGGAGGACAUCUCACUCGAGGCCACAAGAGCUUUGUGAAGCAAGCGGCACAUAAUGCGUGUAGAGAUGACCAACCAAUUACUGUUGAUGAGGGGAGUGGAACCUCAACCCAGCAUGUUAUCGUGAUCGAGUCUGCAGAUGCAGAGGCUGCUGGUCCUGGGGUCAAGCUGGAAAGGUCUGAAGGAGAGGAGGACCCACGGAACAGCCAGACUGGAGCGUCCCAUGUAGCCACGGAGGACCUCACCGCCACCGCUCCCAGGACCCGAUGCAGAAUCACGGAGGAGGAGGAGGGUCCAGAGGUGCUGCUGGUGAAGGAGGAGGGGUGUGAGGAGGGUCUGGGGAACCCUGAGGGGAACAUGGUCAUGGAGUACAACCAGACUACACCUCCUCCUGAACCCACAGAAGAACCAGCUAUGCAGCACAGGAUCACACACAGUCUCACUGAGUCAGCAGGCAUGGAGGAUGGGAAGCCUGAUCUGCUGCUGGUCAAAGAGGAGACAGAAGAUGCACCAGAGAGCAUUGAUCUGUUGAGUGGACUAAGGAUGGGUGAGCAAGGUGGAUGGCUGAAGGCUAACAGAGGAGACUGGGUGGCCAUCUUGGAUUCCCAGACUCAGAUGGGUGCAGCCAAGGGCCCAGGGGAUAAUGUCACUGAGCAGGACAGGACUAGAGGCGACAUAGUGGAGGUCAGUGGAUGGGACAGUGUCCUCAACUCUGGGCUGGGGAACAACACUGUUAACCACAACCAGAAAAAGACAGUCAAACACAAAACAACAACCAAACUUAGUCUCCAUGACAACGGACUGGCUGAGACCAGGGCGAGGCAUAGAUUUGGUCUGCAGCUACGGGGAAGUGUCCGUAUGUGGCGGAAGAGAACAGACGCAGACUCGGCUAGCGAUGUUCCGUCCUGCUCCUAUAGUUGUGAUUCAGAGAGACUGAUGGUACCUCAGGUUAACCCCCUAACAGGUGCUGCCUUCAGCCUGCCUUCUAUAGGCUCUAUCAACUGGAACAUGGACCACGAGACAUCACAGACACGCCCAGGCCUUUGUCCUCCUCACACUGUCCUGUUAAACCAGACCUCAGACAAUGCCAGUUCCUCAACGCUAAAUGGCUACACAAGCUCAUUGACAAAUGACAGUAGUUUUAACACUGUCAGUAGAUCCGGUGGCAAAGAGAAGCGCUUCCCGUGUUCAUUCUGUGGGAAAGCCUUCAGUUUCCCUAAACAGAUGGAGAUCCAUCAGAGGAUGCACACAGGGGAGAAACCAUUUGGCUGCCACUUGUGCAGGGCUAGUUUCUCCCAAUUGUCCAACCUGAAGAGGCACCAGAGAGUCCACACAGGGGAGAAACCCUACAGCUGCCCCCAGUGUGAGAAGAGAUUCUCACGCCAGCACGAUCUCAAGAUGCACCUGAAGGUCCACCCUUGAGAGAGGCCGUUCACCUGUACGCACUGCGGGAAAAGGUUUUCAGAGAGGAGCUACCUCAGGAUACACCAGCAGAAAAUGCACAUGGUCCAUGAAUAGUGUGUACCCCCUGGGUUCACCACGUCAUUUCAACAUGUAGAAUUGGGUAAUAUUUGGUAUUUGGUAGAUAUAUUGAUCUAUUUUCACCUACUCAGAAUGACAGCUAAAAGUUUGCUGAAUUCCCAAUGUGUUAUCACUAUGCUUUCAACCAUCUAAAAGUGAAACCAAAUUCCAAUGGAAAAAUCUGUCAGAUUUUUGGUUUCGUUUUCACCUGUGUUGUCACUGAGCUUUCAAAAAUGUAAAAUCACAAUAAAGUUCAAAGUUAAAAUCACACAUUGUCAGAUAUUGUUAAUUUAUACAACAACUUAAUGUGUUAUGA